This is a messenger RNA of Lactuca virosa, 2327 nucleotides long. NCBI's taxonomy places the organism in Eukaryota, Viridiplantae, Streptophyta, Magnoliopsida, Asterales, Asteraceae. The record is from the annotation of a GenBank genome assembly.
UCAUUUUGUUCACAAAAGAGAACAAAUUUCCCUAAAAUACCAAUCUAUUGUCUUUCCAUCUCUCGAGUCGUUCUGGUGGUCCUUGUCCGUUGGUGUUUAGGAAACCUCUAUCGUGCAUGUUCUUCUUGAGCUUAUACUAUAAGAAUUCACCAUUUUGGCCACUACAAGAAAAUGCUCCAUCUUAUAGCCAAUAUGUUUUAGAGUAAAGAUUUAACCAGGUUUCGAUCCAUCCACACCUAGCUAGGUUUCCUGUUCUUUCUUGCUUAGGGUUAGCUGUUUAAUUUAUAUCAAUCAUAAUGUUGAAGACUGCUCUUUUAUCUACAUGGCCUUGGGAAAAUCUUGGCGUUUACAAGUAUAUGUUGCUUGGACCAUUGGUGGGGAAGGUUAUACAUUCAAGACUUGAAGGGGAUGAUCAUAAUCUAGCAAGCACUUGGUGUUUCCAUAUUCUCCUAAUAAGCUUUCUUAGAUUUGCUCUAUACAUGUGGUAUACCAACACAUGUAACAUGCUUUUCCUUACCCGAAAUCGCCGGAUUUGUACAAAAGGCAUUGACUUUGAACAAAUAGACAAAGAAUGGAAUUGGGACAAUUUUUUGAUAUUACAAGCUCUAAUAGCUUCCAUGGCUAUUUACUUGUUCCCUUAUGGAUUUGCAAACUUGUCUGUAUGGGAAACCAAAGGGCUAGUAGCUAUUGUGGUAGUGCAUGUGUUUGUUUCGGAGCCACUGUACUAUUGGAUGCAUAGACUCCUACAUGGAAAUUACCUUUAUACCCCAUACCAUUCUUUCCACCAUUCAUCAACUGUGCCCCAGCCAGUAACAGCCGGAAGCACCACGUUCUUGGAAGGGUUAUUAGUAACCACAGUGAUCGGAGUACCCAUACUUAUUUGCUGUCUACUGGGAUUCGGAUCGAAGACUGUAAUCUACGGCUAUGUCUUUGUCUUUGACUUCUUAUGUUGUUUCGGCCAUUCAAACGUUGAGAUCGUGCCUCACUGGAUUUUCGACGACUUUCCCUUCUUCAAAUAUCUACUCUACACCCCAACAUACUAUAGCCUGCACCACAGUGAGAAGAACAGCAACUAUUGUCUAUUUAUGCCCCUCUAUGAUGCAAUAUGGAACACUUUGAACACAAAGUCUUGGGAUUUACACAAGAGAAUAAGUCUCGAUGCAGGUAAGUCUACAAGGGUGCCAGAUUUCGUGUUCUUGGCACAUGUGGUUGAUAUAAGAUCUGCACUACACGUUCCCUUCAUCUUCAGAUCAUUUUCAUCAUUGCCUUAUAAUGCUAGACUUUUCUUGCUACCAUUAUUCCCUACCACGUUCAUCGUGAUGUUGGUGAUGUGGGCUAAGGCUAAGACAUUCCUUUUAUCUUUUUACAACUUAAGAGGAAGAUUGCACCAGACAUGGGUUGUUCCUCGUUUUGGCUUUCAGUAUUUCUUGCCAUUCGCGAGUGAAGGCAUUAACAAGCAUAUCGAGGAAGCGAUUCUAAGGGCUGAUAAAUUAGGCGUAAAGGUCAUUAGCCUUGCAGCUUUGAAUAAGAACGAAGCACUUAACGGAGGUGGAACAUUGUUUGUGAAAAAGCACCCGAAUUUGAAAGUACGAGUAGUACAUGGGAAUACAUUAACAGCAGCUGUUAUCCUUAACGAGAUUCAUGAAGAUGUGAAAGAAGUAUUUCUCACGGGAGCAACUUCAAAGCUUGGAAGAGCCAUCGCCCUCUACCUUUGCAGACGAGGAGUUCGUGUUCUCAUGCUGACUCAUGCAACAGAGAGAUUUCAAAACAUCCAAUCAGAAGCACCAACAGAUUGCCAGAAGAAUUUGGUCCAAGUCACCAAGUAUCAAGCUGCACGAAACUGCAAGACGUGGGUGGUCGGAAAAUGGAUAACUCCGGGACAGCAAAGGUGGGCCCCAUCAGGAACUCAUUUUCAUCAGUUUGUGGUACCACCGAUUUUUGCUUUUAGAAGAGACUGCACUUAUGGUGACCUUGCAGCCAUGAAACUACCUGAUGAUGUUGAAGGUCUUGGAUCUUGCGAGUAUACAAUGGGAAGAGGCAUAGUGCAUGCAUGCCAUGCAGGAGGGGUGGUGCAUAGCUUGGAAGGAUGGACUCACCAUGAAGUUGGUGCUCUUGAUGUUGAUAGAAUCGACGUUGUUUGGAAAGCUGCAAUAAAGCAUGGUUUCCAGCCUGUUUGUAGUCAUCCCAAAUGAUCCCAUUGUUCCAAAUUCAUCUCAUCCUUUUACUUGUUACAUACUUCACUUUGGUAAUCUUAGAACCAAUUUCACCAUGUAUGAUCCAUCUAUGUAUCAUUUCAAAAAGUUAUUCAAACGUGCAUGGAUUUACAC